AUGGCAUCAGACGACAAUCUCUACGAAUACUACAAGCCCAACAAGAUUGUGGCCAUUGUUUUCGCGGCCAUUUUUCUUGCCACAUCGGUUAUACACACUUGGAAAAUCUUCACCACGCGACAAUGGUUCGGCAUUGCUAUUCUCCUUGGAGGACUUUUUGAAUUUGUGGGUCUCCUAGCACGAGCCUAUGGACAUGAUCACUUGGACAAACUUCCCCCAUACAUUGUUCAGAUGGUCCUGAUUCUCCUGGCACCAAUUCUUUACGCUGCCGGUGUCUACAUGUUCUUUGGACGUCUGGUUGUCGCGUCUGGGCACCCUAAGCUCUCGCUGAUCCGCGUCAACUGGGAAACCAAGAUCUUUGUUACUGGCGAUAUCCUCUGUUUCCUGGUCCAAGCCUUUGGAGCUGUCAGCCUUGCCAACCUGGUCAACUCUCACGAUAGUGACACCGCGCAUAAAGUCGAUGUCGCGAAAAACGUCAUCCUCGCUGGUCUUGCACUGCAGGUGAUCCUUUUCCUGGUCUUCCUCGUAUCAUCUGUGAUCUUCCAUAUCCGAGUAUCGAAGCGUCACAUUGCUAAGUCGGUCGACCCAACCCUGCGCCUGCAACUGAUGAUAUAUUCGAUCUAUGCGACCGGCGUUCUCAUCACAGGCCGAAACAUCUACCGUCUUAUUGAGUACAAGAGUGGGAAUGGCGGCUACCUCCAAGAGAACGAGUGGCCGCAAUAUGGCUUGGAUGUCGGUCUGAUGGCAAUUUACAUGGUCAUCACCUUUUUCUGGUACUUUGCGGAUACCAAGGCACGCGCAAACAACCCUGGAAAAUACGGUCGCGUUCCCGAAGAUCAGGCGGCCUGGUCGGGCAACAUCAACGACGACAGCUUCCCUCUCAACCACCCCAACGCUUAUGAAUCUGGCUAUGCCAAUGGCCCCCAUCUCCCGCCUCCCCAGGUUGCCGCAUACAACAAUACCGCUUAUAACCCUGCAUAUGAUCAUAAUAACCCUGGAUAUAGCCAUGCCUGA
Molecule: messenger RNA, 1014 nt
Organism: Penicillium cosmopolitanum
Lineage: Eukaryota; Fungi; Ascomycota; Eurotiomycetes; Eurotiales; Aspergillaceae
Product: RTA1 domain-containing protein
Exons: 2
Coding region: 1-1014 (337 amino acids)
Cellular component (GO): membrane
Source: RefSeq, a predicted model, not a curated record